Hibiscus syriacus is the source of this 640-nucleotide messenger RNA. RefSeq names its product probable E3 ubiquitin-protein ligase XERICO. The record is from RefSeq and is a predicted model, not a curated record. The transcript is spliced from 2 exons. The coding region runs from base 131 to 628 and encodes 165 amino acids. Lineage: Eukaryota; Viridiplantae; Streptophyta; Magnoliopsida; Malvales; Malvaceae.
GGGGUGAUUGCUGUAUAUAAGUAGAGAUCGGCACAGCCUGCCAGCUGCAGCAGCCGUCCGUCACCUGUUUUCAAAAAGCUUCACUUCUGAUCUCUUUUUCGAUUUUGGAAUCCCGAACUUGAUACAGAAAAUGGGACUCUCAAGUCUACCAUCUCCAUCCGAAGGAAUGCUAUGUGUACUCUUGAUAAAUGCAGCUCUGUCCAUGUCUAUGAUUAAAGGCAUACUUCAGUCCAUCCUUCGAAUUAUCGGUAUCCAUCUACCGUCUUCGUCGUUGUCAACAUCCUCGGACUCAAUGACAUCAUCCCUGGAUUCUAUGCCAUCAUUCGAUUAUGUGGAAAGUCCCAGGGAACCAUCUUCGCACUGCAAGGCAUCUAAAAUUUACAUCGAGGAGUUCCGGAGUAAGACCCCGACAGUUCAGUUCCACGCAUUAAGCAGCAGUGAGCGACCCGAGUACGACUGCCCUGUCUGCUGGUGUGAGUUCGAGCCUGAAUCAGAGAUUAACCUCUUGUCCUGCGGUCAUACGUUUCACAAGGAGUGCGUGGAAAAGUGGUUGAGGUAUCUGAGGGGUACCUGCCCUCUUUGCCGGACUCCUAUGGUGGCCGAUGAAGAGUUUGCCAGCUAUUGGUGAGAAGAUUACAAG